AUGCUAUUAUGGCAAAUAAUUGCAGGGAGAGCUAUCACUGGCCUUGGAGGAGCGGGCAUGGUUGCCCUUAUUUCAGUGAUCAUUACAGACAAUGUUUUACCGAGUCAAGUGGCUCUUACAAGAAGCUAUGUCAACACGGUCAAUACCAUUGGACGAGCAUUUGGUGGUCCCCUGGGCGCGGCCAUUGCAGAUACAGUGGGUUGGAGAUGGUCUUUCAUUUCGCAGGCCCCCACAGCUCUUCUUUGCGGCAUUUUUUGUAUGCUCUUGUUGACAACCACAGAAGGGCCCGGGGAUAAGAGCAGCGACAGAUUCAAGAACUCUACGGCCUCGCCCAAGAUCGACUUCCUAGGAAUCAUAACCUUCGCCAUUGCGAUCACGAGUCUGUUGGCAUUGAUUGAAAGCUGGGGCAAGGGUAAAUCAGAGUCUUCUUUGGUCUUGUUGGGAGCAACGGUUGGGUUCGGUGUGCUCUUCCUUCUAAUCGAAGCAUAUUACGCUGAGCAACCGUUAAUUCCACUCUCUCUGCUGAAAACAACCUCAGCCAUUUACAUGGCUAUUCAGGUGCUGCUACUGUUUGGUCGUCAAGCGCAUUUGGCAAGCCUCUCUCCCUAUUUCCUCUGGACCAGGGAUAUCAGCGCAACAAAGGCUGCGACUUAUCUUAUUCCCUCCUCGAUUGGAUUUACCUUCGGAUCUAUCAUCGCCGGCGUUCUUAUCCAAAGGUUCGUUCGGGAUCUCUCCUAA
Penicillium egyptiacum is the source of this 738-nucleotide messenger RNA. The record is from the annotation of a GenBank genome assembly. NCBI's taxonomy places the organism in Eukaryota, Fungi, Ascomycota, Eurotiomycetes, Eurotiales, Aspergillaceae.